Mya arenaria is the source of this 2977-nucleotide messenger RNA. Its product is annotated as BTB/POZ domain-containing protein KCTD12-like. Lineage: Eukaryota; Metazoa; Mollusca; Bivalvia; Myida; Myidae. The coding region runs from base 546 to 1352 and encodes 268 amino acids. The record is from RefSeq and is a predicted model, not a curated record. The transcript has a single exon. Gene Ontology annotation, biological process: protein homooligomerization.
UUCUAGUUAAGGAUUAUUAGAGUUUUACCUGGAAUUGGUUUCCAUUCGAUCCAUUUCUGACAUUAUCAUUCUGCCAUUAUCAAUCAUAGUUAAAUGUUAAUUUGUGUUUUUCAAACAGAGAAUACAAAAUUCCAAUAUUGAUCAGUGGCGGCUCUGUUUAUUUUGAGGAUACAUCACAAUAGCAAGCAGACCGUAUUGUAUCGAUAAAAGCGGAGCCUGGCAAGGCAGUCGUUAUUUCGGUUUGCUAUUGCAGUCGUUCAAAUCACUUCAGUGAAUGGCACGAAAAGUGGUGUUAGAAAUCGUUAAUCAAACAUAGGAUCUUCCGUAGACGCAUGUUUUAUGCUGCCAAGAGGUUUUAACAUAUUUACACAAUAUAGGACCUUGUCGGCACAGGAAAAAGGCCAGAAUUUCGGAUUCAAUAUUUCUUGUUUGCUAACACUCAAAGACACCAGCUGCGGUAACGGUCUGCAUAAUUGAAUGGAAAUGGACUGUUGGUGGAAGCAGUAGAAAGAGGAUUAUUUUAUUCUGUGUUCAAAAAUUGUAAAAUGUCAAACAGUUCUCAAAAAUCAGUUGACUUUCCCGAUGUUGUGGAAUUAAAUGUCGGGGGAGUGUUUUAUACGACAUCGCUGACCACGUUAACAAAGAAUAAAGAGUCCUUGUUAGGACAAAUCUUUACCGGGGAAAGUGCAAUCACACUCGUGAGGGAUAUUAAAGGCAAAUAUUUUCUCGAUCGAGAUGGAGUGCUGUUUCGGUAUGUGUUAGAUUACAUAAGAAAUGACAAAAUCAUAUUACCUGAGAAUUUUCACGAGAAAGACAGACUACGAAAUGAAGCUGAACAUUUCAAUCUACCGGAUAUGGUGAAAAGUAUAACCGCCUCCUCACUUGGUGGUGGUCGACUUAGUCCAUUGGCCCAUCGCCGGUCGGUCGGUCAUUCUGUCCAAAGCAACGCAGUCAACAGUUCCAUUACAGCAGAGGGUAAAACUUGCGGGUUUAUAACGUUAGGCUAUAGAGGAACAUUUGCCUUUGGAAGAGACGGUUUAGCAGACGUGAAAUUCCGAAAAUUAAGUCGUAUCAUUAUAUGCGGUAGGGUAUCGUUGUGCCGAGAAGUCUUUAAAGACACUCUUAACGAAAGUCGGGACCCUGACCGCGGAUGCUCGGACCGGUACACUAGCCGUUUUUUCCUUAAGCAUAGUUUCCUGGAGCAAGCGUUAGAUAUGCUUCUGGAGGAAGGGUUCCGGCUGGUUGGUGCCUGUGGGUCGGGCACUAACAACGCAGGGGAAGUAAAACCCGGGAUGGACACCGAGGAGGCAAAGUGGCAACACUACAAUGAGUUCGUGUUUGAAAGAAGGUAGAUAGUUAUGGUGAUACAUUAGGUCAUGUCAGUAUGAUGAAUGACUUUUGGACCUGGUUUUAGCGUAUUCACGGUAACGUUCCAUUUACGCAUUGUGAUUCUGCAAUAUAGACCUAUUUGAAAAGAGUCGACCAUUGUUUAUAAGUGAUUGAAAGGUAAUUUGCUAGUGGACAGCUAUAUCAUAGUAUAAUAUGAAUGUGAGCGAAAUGUGUAUAUCGGUCAUGCGAAAGUGAAUUGAAUAACAGUUAAUUUGUUUGUUAGUAUUGUCGAAUAUACUAUAGAACAGUAAGCACAAUUUAUAUAAGAUAGUUUGAUAUGUGUAAUUGAAUAAUAUGCAACAACAAUAUAAUUUCAUUAUCGAUAUUGUCAAUCAAAUGUAUAUGUUUAAUAAUACGAAAUUUAAGUUUGAACAUAUUCAUUAACUAUAUUAUUUAAGAGAAUUUCAAAUAAAUACAAAAUGUUCGUCUCUCUGCUUGUUUUCCUAAGUCUCAGCAAAAACCUCGUAUAUCAAUAGAUACUGAUAUUGAUUCAAUUUCCAAGAUAACUGAGGUGUCGGAUUUUCCCUCGCAACACGAGGCGAUGCCUGCAUUCAUUUCGCUAAUACUUAGUUAUUCUUCUCGUGCAAAUAGAUUUGUUUUAUUUUCUGUCAAUGCAGGUAACGUUCCAUUUACGCAUUGUGAUUCUGCAAUAUAGACCUGUUUGAAAAGAGUCGACCAUUGUUUAUAAGUGAUUGAAAGGUAAUUUGCUAGUGGACAGCUAUUUCAUAGUAUACUAUGAAUGUGAGCGAAAUGUGUAUAUCGGUCAUGCAAAAGUGAAUUGAAUAACAGUUAAUUUGUUUGUUAGUAUUGUCGAAUAUACAAUAGAACAGUAAGCACAAUUUAUAUAAGAUAGUUUGAUAUGUUUAAUUGAAUAAUAUGCAACAACAAUAUAAUUUCAUUAUUGAUAUUGUCAAUCAAAUGUAUAUGUUUAAUAAUACGAAAUUUAAGUUUGAACAUAUUCAUUAACUAUAUUAUUUAAGAGAAUUUCAAAUAAAUACAAAAUGUUCGUCUCUCUGCUUGUUUUCCUAAGUCUCAGCAAAAACCUCGUACAUCAAUAGAUACUGAUAUUGAUUCAAUUUCCAAGAUAACUGAGGUGUCGGAUUUUCCCUCGCAACACGAGGCGAUGCCUGCAUUCAUUUCGCUAAUACUUAGUUAUUCUUCUCGUGCAAAUAGAUUUGUUUUAUUUUCUGUCAAUGCAGGUAACGUUCCAUUUACGCAUUGUGAUUCUGCAAUAUAGACCUGUUUGAAAAGAGUCGACCAUUGUUUAUAAGUGAUUGAAAGGUAAUUUGCUAGUGGACAGCUAUUUCAUAGUAUAAUAUGAAUGUGAGCGAAAUGUGUAUAUCGGUCAUGCAAAAGUGAAUUGAAUAACAGUUAAUUUGUUUGUUAGUAUUGUCGAAUAUACAAUAGAACAGUAAGCACAAUUUAUAUAAGAUAGUUUGAUAUGUUUAAUUGAAUAAUAUGCAACAACAAUAUAAUUUCAUUAUCGAUAUUGUCAAUCAAAUGUAUAUGUUUAAUAAUACGAAAUUUAAGUUUGAACAUAUUCAUUAACUAUAUUAUUUAAGAGAAUUUCAAAUAAAUACAAAAUGUU